CUUUUAUGUAUAUGUCAUCAACUUUUACUCAUGAAUGUAUUGAGUAAGUAUAAAUGCACGAUAUUUUCAAAAAACGAAGUCAGUAUUAGAAAUAAUUAAUAGCAGAAGUGUUGAUCGUUACCGAGUGUGAUGAGCAUUUAAGGCUCAUCGAGUGUAUGUUUCUGAUUUAGUUUGAAAAGGUAUAAAGAGCGUUAUGUGUAGGAUGAAUGGAUGACAAUGAGUUAUCUCAUAUAUGGAUUGACAUAAAUCGUUUGAAUAUCUAGUAAUCAGGUUUUGGAGAUUAUUUGUAGAUCCCACAAUGUUUGCCAAGAUUUAAUUAAUUAGGCUAAUAGAGUAGUUUAUUAAGUACCAGAAAGAGUUGUAAUUUCAUUCGAAAAAGGCAAACAUCGCUGAAAAAAUUAUGAUGAAAAUUUCACGUUACAUACGUGUGUUUUUGUUACUUAUCACAUGCUUCUUAUACUUUCUUACGCGAAUAUUUAUCAUAAAUAAUGGAGAGGAAGAUGAAGAGAGAAUUAAACGUAAUCGUGACGACGAUAAGAAAUCUUUUGUUUUUACAUCAUCACAACGUCGAUUGUUAAGUAUGAGUGAACAUGAAAAUGGUCAAGAUACAAAUUCCAUACAAUCACAGCAUGAUUUAGUCACACAAAAUAACAAUGUUAGAUCUGAUACCAUUGCACGACCGGAAGAAUUGAAUUAUUAUGGAAGUCAAGCAGUUCUUGAAUUAGCAAUAUAUGAGUCUGUUCAAAAUGGUACAAAUGCUGUAAAGAAGAGCAGCAGUAGGAUAAUAGCACACAUUUUGGUGUCAUGUUAUUGUUUUUGGAUGUUAGCCAUAAUUUGCGACGAAUAUUUUAUGGCAUCGAUUCAUGUUUUUUGUCAUAAGUUAAAAAUAAAACACGAGCUUGCUUCUGGUACAUUUAUGACAAUGGCAACAUCAAUGCCAGAACUGUGCAUUAGUUGCGUAGGAACAUUCAUCUCUGACGGUGGAAUUGGCAUAGGAACAAUCGUUGGCUCAGCAAUAUUUAAUAUUUUGGUCAUCACAGCUUGUUGUGGAAUCUUGACACGCUCAAUUAACAAAGUAGAUGUUUAUCUACUCAGCCGAGACUGUAUUUUUUAUGCUCUUUCUAUUAUCGGACUCAUCGCUGUGAUUUAUGACCAUCUCAUAAUGUGGCAUGAAGCUGCUUUAAUGGUUGCUGGAUAUGGCGUCUACUUAACUAUGAUGUAUAGCAACGAUAUCAUGGCUGAAAAAACGAAGCUCAUUGCACGAAAACUUAAGAUUCAAUUUUCAAUGGUUUCAUUACAACUGUAUUAUGCUGAAGAUUUUAACGAUGAUAAAGUAACGGAAAUCACUCCACUUUUUAUGCGUGCUGAAUCAAUUAAUAUUGAGAAUCAUAAAUACAGCAAAUAUAAAGAAAACAUCAAAUUGGUCGUGGAAUAUGAAAAAUUGGACGAAGAUGAUGAAGACUGUGCAAUAAAUCCAUGGAAACUACAAAGAUUAUCUAGUCUUCCUCUUUUUAUUCUAAAAUGGCCAAUAACUUUCAUUUUGUGGUGUUCAAUACCCGAUUGUCGAAGAUAUGAAAAGUUUUUCGUUAUCACAUUUAUCAACUGUGUAGCAUGGAUACUUUGCUUAAGCUAUUUAAUAGCUUCGAUGAUUGCAAAUGUUGACAGUAUUAUGGGAAUAAUAUUUCUAGGUGCAUGUACAUCUAUACCUGAAGCGGUAUCGUCAGUGAUUAUGAAUAUGAAAGGGAAUGCCAAUAUGGCAAUAAACAACGCAAUAAGUUCAAAUAUUUUUGAUAUUCUAUUGUGCUUAGGACUGCCAUGGUCGGUGAGAACGAUUCUUAUUCCGCUGAUUUUGGGAAAGCCACGGAUCACGCUCGCCUCAACUGGAGUCACGUAUUCUGCAAUCUCAUUGCUUGCUACACUCUUUGUUUUUGUAUUUUUAUUCAUCAUCAACAGAUUCAAGUUGGAUAGAAAAAUUGGAAUCAGCUGCUCAAUAUUUUAUCUAGUAUUUCUCAUAUUCACAUUUAUGCUUGAAAUGAAUCUUUUUAUUCCUAUGAAUUUUCCAUCCAUUUCAGCGAUUAAUGGCUUAAUUUGAAUAUGAGUGCAAAAAUAAGGUUAGAAUGUGAUGCUGACUUUUUUGUUCAGCAUAUGACCCACCGAUUAUAACCUUAAUCUACAUAAUACUAAUAUAUGCAAACGAUAUUCUUUACGAUGAGGUUAGCAGAAGAAAAAAAUAUGAUAAAUUACAGUCUAUUGUUUUGCAAUACAACAACAUCUAUUCAGAUACGUGCUUUAAAGUGAUUAAGUGAUUACGUCACAUAUUUAUGCAAUUGGGGAUUGAGAGCUAGUACGAAUUUGUGGUGAUAAAACAUUUUGGAUUCUCAAACUUGAAUUCUCAAUUGACGUUACUUAUCAACAACCCCAAAUAGUGUAUGCGAUAAAUCUUAAACUUGAUAGACCAUUUGUAUGUUAAAAUCAUCGCGCAUACAUAUAUAGUUCCAUUGUUUAUGCUUAUCGAAAUGAAAAUUAGGUCUCCGACAUAUUACAUAGUAUUGCAUAUUACACAGGUAUUACAAUACACUGUUUUUAUUUUUUUAAUAUUUCUGUGGAAUUCAUACAUAUGAAUAUUUUUUAAUAUCCAUACUCAAAUUGUUGAGAAAUUACAUUAAACAUUACGGUGGAGAAUCAAUGAAAGUGAAAUUAGUGAAAUAUAUAAAAAAAUGCUUUCGUUUGUUUCCAUGACCACAAAAAAGUUUUCAAUAUCAUCUCGAGUGAUUAACCUAAUGGAGCAAUGGACUCUGCAUAAAUAAUUGAUUUCAUGUUGGUUUAAUUUUAGAGAUAAUUUGACACAACAUGAAUCAAUUACUUUUACCAAUUUUACGAACACUCUUGGGUGACUUCUUUUCAGAGAAUCAAAAUGUGAUUACACACGAUUAGGUUGUGUAAUGAUUUUUAUUAGCUUCCCAUUUUUUCGUUCAAGUAAACGCACAAAUUAUUUUUGAUAAUAUUUUCGCAGUUCCCAAUUUUAAACAUCAAAUCUAAAAUAUUGCCAGUAAUAUAUUUAUCUUGACAUUUCGCCUAAACAUCUUGUCUUAAAAACUACCAUGAGCAUUUAAUAACUUCAAAAGUUGAAAUAAUUGAGCGAAAAAGAUGACAUAAAUGUUGCGUGAAAUGUCACUUUAGUGCUACCAGAUUAUUAACAAUGAGAUUUUUUAA
Chironomus riparius is the source of this 3213-nucleotide messenger RNA. The record is from the annotation of a GenBank genome assembly. NCBI's taxonomy places the organism in Eukaryota, Metazoa, Arthropoda, Insecta, Diptera, Chironomidae.